Messenger RNA from Oryzias melastigma (Indian medaka), 3823 nucleotides. RefSeq names its product calcium-activated potassium channel subunit beta-2. The record is from RefSeq and is a predicted model, not a curated record. The transcript has 6 exons. Lineage: Eukaryota; Metazoa; Chordata; Actinopteri; Beloniformes; Adrianichthyidae. Bases 279 to 998 code for a protein of 239 amino acids. Gene Ontology annotation, molecular function: potassium channel regulator activity; calcium-activated potassium channel activity. Gene Ontology annotation, cellular component: voltage-gated potassium channel complex; membrane. Gene Ontology annotation, biological process: detection of calcium ion; potassium ion transport.
GAAGAAGAGUUUAAAUACGAGGUAGUCAGCUGCCGUCCUUUGCAGCUCAUAGCUGGGCGGAGAGCCGCUGCUGACAGUUGCAGCACAAAUUCUGGAUUAUUUUAACAACCCAACGACAAGAGGUCUGCAGAGGGCCCGGAUGAGACGUGAGCAUGGUGGCGCUGUUGAAGCCAAUGACUUUGUGAUGACAGCAAAGGUGUUCAGAAAACAGCAGGAGUUUUCAGCCGUCUCUUCGUUCCACCUCAGCAAGCAGAGGAGGACUCGGACCAUCAAGGAAGAUGUUUUUUGUGGCUGGAGUCAGAAAUGCGGGGGAAUCAGGAAGAGGAAACGAAAGGAGGUCAAUCUACCAGAAGUUUCGCGAGGUAGAUAUAUUGGACAAGAAGAAGACGGUGACGGCUCUGCAGGCCGGAGAAGAUCGAGCCAUCCUCUUGGGGCUUGGAAUGAUCCUGUCUUCGUUCAUGAUGUAUUUUGUCCUGGGUAUCACCAUUCUGCGCUCUUACGCUGAAAGUGUGUGGACAGAGGAGGGGGUGUGUGUGGUACUCAAUUCAACGGUCACUGCAGACAUGAACUGUUCCUACAACUGCGGGUCAGACUGCUGGAGGGUGUCCAAAUACCCCUGCCUGCAGGUCUACGUGAGCGUCAACAACACGGGCCGGGUCUGUCGUUUAUCUCACAACGAGGAAACCCAGGAUGCCAGCUCUGAAUGUGUCUAUGUGCCGCGCUGCCAGAAGGACAGCAUGGCCAUGCAGGCCAUAAAGGACAUGAUCAUGAACGUUUCCCUUCACCUGAAGGUGAACAAGCAGGUCCCCUGUUACUACGACCCCAGCGAGGGGCAGGACACCGUCCUCCUGACCCGAAUCUACAACCACAGCGUGGUCCUCCGCUCACUGCUCUGGCCUUCCUGCAUGCUCCUCGGGGGGGCCCUCAUCAUUUUGAUGGUCAAGCUCACGCAAUACCUCUCCAGACUUUGUGAGGAGAUAGGAAAGAUCAAGAGGUAAAAUAUGUCCAGCAGCAGCUGCAAUAGCCGGCCUUGUACCGACGACGUGGAAGAUGAAAGGGAUUGUUCCAACCAAAGCAACCUGACCUCUGGCAAACUUUUUCCCUUGACUGAGACACUUGAACAGCUGACGACCAACGUGCCGUCAGUAUGUCUUUGUUAAUCAAAGUGAAGUGAACGCUCCAAGGCCAAAAGAGUCAGACCUGUAACUGACUGAUACAGAGAGGUCAUAGCAUACAGAGUUAAAGGCGUCUAAAGAGUUUGAGGACACAAAUGUUCGACAAACUUUAUGCCAAACAAAAUCUGUGAUGCAACAGGAAUUCUGAAAAAGUUGGAUUACUACAGGUCUUAAAAAAACUGGAAAGGGAGCUUGUUUCCUCAGCCAUUUCAAAGGCAUCUGAACAUCGAGGUUCUGAGUUUCUGGAGUUUAGGUGUUGGAACUAAUUUGGUCUUAUUUUAGUCUUUAUUUCAUUCAUUCAUUUCUAGAGCACCUGUCACCACCAGCCAAGGACGCCCAAAGUCCUGUACACAAGGAAAGCAGAAUGCAUUAUAUAAUCAUAAAAAGCAUAAAAAACAUAAAAAAAUCCAGAUAAUUAAAAAGGCAGCUAGGCAGAUACUGCUAUAACUAAGUCUGUUGGGUUUCCAGCGGCUUGACUGUCUAGUUUGCCUCUAACAUUAUUUAUUUAUCUAUAUUUUUUGUUUGUUUGUUUCUUGAAGGAUGCUCCAAAUGAUCUGGAAAGAUCUUGACUGUAGUCAAAUCUGUGGCCGAUUCAGCACAGCAGCCAAACUUGUAACUUUAAAAACGUUGCUAUAGAAGCUGAUAUGCUGAAAAUACAUAUAGCCUUCCAUUAGAGACACUCCAAUCCUCAUUUGAUCAAUUGGAAAAGUGUUUCCAGCGAUGUUUUAAUCUUAAUGAUGCUGUUUUAGACAAAAUGGAAAAACUUGUGUUAUUUUCUAGGACAUAGUUUUUGCAGAGCGGCAGUACUUCUUUGCAAAGUUGCCUCUUUAGUUGUGGGCGGGACCAUUGACACGGAGCAACCCAGACCCCCCCUUCCCAUCACUUAUAACUGAGAGUUCUCUGUUUACACACUAGUUUAAAGCCCUGCAAAAAACCCAACCUAACAUUACCAGAGCAAUAAAAAUAGAAAAUUGGAGCUUUUAAACUCUUUCUAGUCGUCUACAGGCAAAUGCGUCUCAAAGGGGUGUAUUUUCAUGACACAAAUAAGCUCUUUUUCAUAUUUGCUCCUGAUUCACAACAAUGUUAAUAAAAAAACACCCAGAAAUCCCAUCUUAGUUUUCUUAAUAUAUGUCCCCCAUCAUCAGAAAAAUGCUACAAGAACACGUAAAAACACCACAAGCUCAAUAUUAAUCAGAAUAUGUCUUUAAAUAAACACAGUCUGAAAGAAAACACUAUCAUAUUGUUUAAGAUUUAGGGUUUAUAUUUUCUACAACAUGCAAGCUACCCAAAGUGUGUGCACCCCCACCAUGACAACUACAGCCAAAGACACCCUUAUUAGUCUUACUCCUCUCUAGUCUGGAGGACAGUCUCAGGACACUGAGUCUGUGAUUACCAAAACAAGAAAAUCACGUCUAGACUUGUUUGACCAUUCGCCACUUUGAAACUGUUCAUUUUGAUGGACUUUUGGUCCAUAGAACACAACACGUUCAAAUUUCUUUUGACAGAAAUUUAUUUGGCAUUAGCAAAUAGUGCCAUGGAUUGUGUAUUUGUGGCAGUGGCUUCUGAAAGUAUCUCUAAAACCCUUUUCUCAUAGUAUAGACUUUCAUGUGAAGCCUAAAGACUAUAGCCAUCCAAUGCGGGUUCAUGGUCUUGUCUUUUUUGCAGAGAUCUUUAAAUUUCCUGAAUCUUCUGAUUACAGUCUGUCCCCUUUUAGAGAAUUAUUUCACACCUGAAAUAAUUUCAGACCUGACAUGAAAGAAAUAGAAAAUAAAUUAGUUCACUAAUGUCAGGUCUGUGUCUGUGCCCCAGUCCCAGCUAGAUUGAAAACUGUAGCAAACAUUUGGUUUUAAAAGAACUUAUGUAGUGGAUGAAAGUGCAAGAAUUUGCUGUUUUAAGACUGAUUUGAUGUUUUGUGAUUGAGUUUAAAUGAAAAAUGUAAAAAAAAACUUACCAGCUUUUACAAAUUUCAGGCUUCACUUCCCAUGGCGUGGGUCCUUAAGCAAACCCUUCACGCUACUAACUAUGUAGUUACAAGGGAACCUAAGUCUGGGUGUCCCUGUGCCGGUCCCCAGCCUGGAUAACAACAUUAUUAGGACACAAUAAGAACUUUAGGUAAUAAUGUUGAAAAUGUUGCUUCAAAUCAUUGAUUUUUUUAAUACACAGUCCUACUGGAAGAAAAUUAAUGUAUAUUUUUUUCAAACCAAGACUAUCUUGAAUAAAUAACCUCUAAUACAAACGGCACACCGCUGCCAGCUUAAAGUGUCACAGAGAAUUGUAAAGCAAAAGUAGAACUAAUAGUUACUCAUGAUGAGGUACACAAUAAAUAUUGUAAACUUGAACAUCUAUGGUUGAUUGAGUUCUCAUAUGCUGCUUUGCGCUCUAUAUGUCCUUGGCUCAACCAUCAAACCUCCACCACCUGAUCUUUGGUAUGGAUUGUUUCUAGCAAACUUUAGCCAAAAAAUGCUAGAUUUUUCUAACUUUCAAUGAAGUAUUACUGAUUAUUCUAUCAUCAGCUGUAUUUGAAAGGUUACACCGGAUUACCUAUGAAAUCACCUGUAACCAGAAAAAUAUGUUUUUUGAUUAAUAAAAAAAGAACACUUUUUUUCCAAGUAUUAAUUCAUAUGUGAAACAUCAAUAAAGCUAUGAAA